GUGGUCUGGAACCGAACCUGCAGUAUCUCCGAGGCUGCCUGGGUUUGAAUCCUGGCUCUGUCACUUCCUAGCUGUAAAAGCCUUUGAGAAGAUCCUUGAACUCCAUGCCUCAGUUUCACAUAUAUGGAGUGGGAUAAUAGUGCCUAUGGCACAAGGAUGUCAUGAGGAAUAAAUGAGUUUUAAAGCAUCAAAUGGAAUCAAUUUACAUUAAAAAAUUAGACCAAUACAAAGACUUGAUAUUGAGGAAUGACGAGCAAUGUCCAUCUAAUGAAGAAAAGCUCUUGUGUUAUAAUGGGGAAGUCCUUCUUUUUCGACUGUCUAAAGGAAGUUUUGCAGAUGAAGGGCCUGCAGAAAUACCCGUAUUGCAUGUCAGAAGAAUGGCAUUUGAUAGAAGAACAACAGCAUUUGUUCAGAAGUCCGCUGGAUUCUUUAGCAUAAAGGGGGAAAACUCUUCUUUAAAAAUUAUGUGUUGCAACUGUGUGUUGGAUUUCAGGACUGGAAUGAACCUCCCUUAUGUUGUGAUACAAUGCAAUGAAAAGAAUAAUGUUUCCAAGUAUUUUCUACUAUUUCUUCACAGUACCAAUACAUUUGAAAAGUGUUUGAGUUUUAAACUAGGCCAUGAGUUGAAGGACGGCAUCAGGGUCUUUAAUGGCCCUUUAAUUAUAUGGAAACAUGUUGAAACAUUCUUCUGUAUCUCUCCCCAAACUGGCAAAGUUGUUACUGUGUCUGUUAACUUUUCCUCUAUUGAGUGGGCAGGAGAGAUUGAAAAUCUAGGUAUGGUUUUAUUAGGACAAAAGCAAUGCUGUUUAUCUGAGGAAGAAUGCACCCCAAAGCCUUCAAAAUCAGAUUAUGCAUUUUGGAAUACCAAGUUUUGUGUAUACUCCCUUGAGCGUGAAGAUGUUGUAAGUGAUACAUACAUUAUCCCUCCUGCUUAUAGCAGUGUGAUAACUUGUGUGCAUGUCUAUGCAACUGAGAUUGUCAACAACCAGCUAAGAAUGUCUCUGAUUGCCCUUACUCGAAAGGAUCAGCUGAUUUCAUUCCAGAAUGGGGCUCCUAAAAGUGUGUGCCAGCUUCCAUUUGCAGAUCCUUAUGCAGUUCAACUUAUGGAUUCAGGUGGAGACCGCCUUUUCCUUGUGUCCUUUGGGUCCAGUCAUGCUUGUGCUGUUUGGGAAAAGAACUUUCAGAUUGCUGCUAAAUGGGAAAAAAUUAGCUCAGCACUGAUAGAUGACUUUAUUGGAACUGGAAGUGAACAAGUACUGCUACUUUUUAAGGACUCCUUAAAUUCAGAUUGCCUGAGUUCAUUUAAAAUAACAGAUCUUGACAACAUAAACUAUUCAAGUGAAACAUUGGAUUGCAAUGAAGAUGAUUUAUUUGAAGACAAAGAAGACAAUCGUUAUUUGGUGAUUCCAGCUCUGGAAAGAAGACUGAAAGUUGGUGUCUAUGUUUGCUUUUUGCUUUUGCUUUUUUGGAUUAGUGCUAUUUUAAAUGAAGAAAGGACACUGAAAGAAAGGUCCAUAAAGUAUAAGCAAUUCGAUGACUGGGAAAAAUGCUAUUUAAAGGAUCUUUACCUUUCUGGUAUCUCUGAAUGUUUUGUUACUCUUUGUGGUAAAGAAGAAAAUCCUGUCCAUACUUUUGACGAAAAGUUAUCAGACAAGUCUCAAGAUUCAGAACAGCUAGUAGAGAAGAUGUGGUAUCGUGUCAUAGAUGAUAGCUUGGUUGUUGGAGUGAAAACCACGUCUUCUUUGAAGCUGUCCCAGAACCAGGUGACUUUAUCGGUGUUAAUGGAUCCAGCCCAUAGCUCCAGCUUUCAGCUUAUUAAGUGUCAAAAUAGGGUGACCAAGUUGACUAGGAACUCUUUUCCAGCACUGCGCUCAGUGCCAUAUGAAAUAGGACCAGAGGUGAAAAGGAUCAAGUUGACUCUUGAUAGUGAGGAAGAGGAGAGUUUUGUCUGUGAACGGCCAGCUGAGAAGGAAUGUGUCCAGAUGAUUACUGCUGUAACACCUCUUUCGCCACUGUUAGCAUUGAGUCAUUUUUGUUGCAUUGUGCUGCUACAAAUUAGGAAGAGAGAACACGGUGACUGUUCUGAGCAUCGUUAUAUUCCGUGUGGCAGAAUUUCUUUAAGUCUGGAAGAUUUUUCAAGUGGGCAAUACCUAGUGACGUUUCCAAAGAAGUUUGUAGAACACAUGGAAGAGCUCUUUGCACUUCUCGCAGUAUUGCACAAAAGUUGUUUUCAAAUCACAUCACCCAGCUAUACCCUGACUUCAGUGAAGGAAUGGCUCUUAGAACACAUGAAAUGUGAAGUAAUCAAAGGAUUUCCAGAAAUUUGCUUUUGUAAAGGGCCAGAAAGUUUGUGUGGGACACUCUUCGACUGGAAACAAAGGACACCAUUUGAAGGGAUUUUAACAGUCUAUUCCAGGAAUCGAACAGUUUUGUUCCAGUGCCUUCAUAAUCUCAUCAAAGUUCUCCCUACGAACUGUUCCUUCAAAAAUCUAAACUUAGGAAGUGAGGAUUUCCUAACUGAUCAUUUGGCAUUAACUUUGGAGAAGGAAUUGGUUAUCCUGGGUUCUGUUUCUUCUGCCUUAGUUAAGGUUGAAAACAACUUGGUGCAAAGGUGUGAAGCAAGCAAAGAAAAGAGUAGUGACAUUCAGGCUGCUUUAUCAGGCAGAAAAAAAACCAUCCACCCCUACAGAGAAGAACUUCAGAGAGAAAAGCAAGCGUUGGGGACAAACCUAAAAGUGAGUGGUGCCCUUUAUAGAGAAAUGACUUUGAAAUUAGCUGAGGUUCAGCUGAAAUCAGACCUUGCUGCACAGAAACUAACUAGUUUAUAAUUAUAUCCUCAAUUUGAUUAGAUUUCAAAGUACGUUUUCCCUGCCAGAACAUUUUGGUUACACUUGUUUUCAUUUUACAUUAUAUGCCUCCUUUGUAAAAAUAAAAAUGGAGGCAUUUGGUAGACUCUUAGGGUUUUGAUGAUGCACAAAAUAAAUAGCAUGCAUUAGGGCAGCAGUUCUCAGCAGGGGUUCUUUUUCCUCCUCCAGCCUCCCCACCCCCACACCUGCCACUUCCCAGGGGCAUUUGGCUUGUCAGGGGACCUGUUUUGAUUGUCACAAGUAGUGAGGAGUGGAAGAGUGAGGCAGGGGUGCCAUUCGCAACUCUGUAAACAUCAAGCUCCUGUGGAACCUUAAACAGCGGAGUGUCUGGGUGGGACCAUUAAAAUGAAAGUAUUUGGAACCCUUGUUAAUUUAAAUUUUAUUAGAAAGCAUCUCUGAAAGUUAAGUC
This is a messenger RNA of Hipposideros armiger (great roundleaf bat), 3276 nucleotides long. It is a transcript of the gene FANCB, whose product is annotated as FA complementation group B. The transcript is spliced from 9 exons. Gene Ontology annotation, cellular component: Fanconi anaemia nuclear complex. Bases 192 to 2828 code for a protein of 878 amino acids. Lineage: Eukaryota; Metazoa; Chordata; Mammalia; Chiroptera; Hipposideridae. The record is from RefSeq and is a predicted model, not a curated record. Gene Ontology annotation, biological process: negative regulation of double-strand break repair via homologous recombination; replication-born double-strand break repair via sister chromatid exchange; positive regulation of double-strand break repair via homologous recombination.